Hansenula anomala is the source of this 1107-nucleotide messenger RNA. RefSeq lists its product as uncharacterized. Gene Ontology annotation, molecular function: asparaginase activity. The record is from RefSeq and is a predicted model, not a curated record. NCBI's taxonomy places the organism in Eukaryota, Fungi, Ascomycota, Saccharomycetes, Phaffomycetales, Wickerhamomycetaceae. The transcript has a single exon. Bases 1 to 1107 code for a protein of 368 amino acids.
AUGCUUUUAUCCAAAACUAUCUUAGCAUCAAUCUUACUUUCAUUAAUCACAUCAACUCAAGCAGUCCCAUUAUUGAAAAGAGAAGAUUCUCCAGUUCCAAAAAAUGCUAGUUUACCAACAGUUAAAAUCUUUGGUACAGGUGGUACAAUUGCAUCGAGAGGUGGUUCAGGUUCACAAACUGCUGGUUAUGAAUUAGGUUUAACAGUUGCUGAUCUAGUUGAAUCGAUUCCUGAUCUAGCAAAAGCUGCAAAUAUUGAAUUUCUUCAAGUUUCAAAUGUUGGUUCAAGUUCAGUUAAUUAUACUCAUUUAAUUCCAUUAUAUCAUAAUGUUUCCCAAUCUUUAUUAAAUGAUGAAAUUGAUGGUGCUGUUGUUACUCAUGGUACUGAUACUUUAGAAGAAACUGCCUUCUUUUUAGAUUUAACCAUCAAAACUGAAAAACCUAUCUGUGUUGUUGGUGCAAUGAGACCCGCAACUGCCAUUUCUGCAGAUGGUUCAAUGAAUUUAUAUCAAGCUGUUAGUAUUGCAGGCUCUGAAGAGGCUAAAGGUCGUGGUACUUUAAUUCCUUUCAAUGAUCGUAUAAAUUCUGCUUUUUGGGCAACAAAGACAAAUGCCAAUACAGUUGAUACUUUUAAAGCUGUGGAACAAGGGUUUUUGGGUACUUUUUUGAAUAAUGAUGUUGAAUUUUUUUUCCCACCAGUUAGGCCAAAUGGUUAUCAUUAUUUUGAUAUUUCAAAUGUUACAGAUGCUUCACAAAUCCCAGAAGUUGUUAUUUUGUAUUCUUACCAAGGUUUAGAUCCUGAAUUGGUUCGUUAUGCAGUUGAGGAAAGAGGUGCUAAAGGUAUUGUUUUAGCAGGUUCCGGUGCUGGUAGUUGGACUGCAACUGGUUAUACCGUUUUAGAAGAAUUGAUGGCCAAAUAUAACAUUCCAAUUGUUAGAUCAAGAAGAACAAUGGAUGGUUCAGUCCCAGUCACUGCUCCAUUGAAGGAAUAUAUCUCAUCUGGUUAUUUGAAUCCUCAAAAAUCAAGAAUCAUGUUACAAUUGUGUUUGUACUCUGGUUAUAACGAAGAACAAAUUAGAAGUGUUUUCAGUGGGGUAUACGGUGGUUAA